AUGGAGAGAGCGGCAGUGCCGGUCCUGAGCAAGGUCGGGCAGGUGCUGGUGGACGAGCUCCAGGACAUCCGCGGCGUAGGCAACAAGGUCAUCCAACUCCGGGACGAGCUGGCCACCAUGAACGCCGUCCUCCGCGUUAUCUCCGAGGCGAAGGAGGGCUCCGUCGACCACAUCGUCCGGGAGUGGGAGAAGCAGGUGCACGACCUCGUCUACGAUGCCGAGGACUGCACCGACACCUACUCGCUCUGCAUCAGCCGCCCCAUGGCGCGCCCGUCCAUCUACGCCCGCGCCAAGCGCGUUGCCAGGUAUCCGUACAAGAAGCUUGUGCUGCAGCGCGCCCUCGCCGCAGACAUCAAGGAUCUCCUGGUGCGUACCACUGCCGUCAGCGAACGCCGUGCUCGCUACAACAUCGACCGGGCCACGCUGCCAAGAGCUGCCUUCUUGGCCCCCGUCUCGGCAGCGUCUAUCUCCACGAAUGCUCUCCGCCGUGUCAACGACCCUGAUCAGUUCGUGGGCAUAACAGAGCAGGCCGACACCCUGGCUACUAAGAUCAAGGGGCCUAUGCAUGUUCAGCAUGACGAGAGCACGGCUCCGGUCCAUGAUGAGGAUGGCCAGAUCAAUGUGGAGGUCCAUGAUGAGGAUGGCAAGAGUCUCAAGGUGCUCUCCAUUGUGGGGUUCGGAGGGCUGGGGAAGACAACCCUGGCCAUGGAGUUGUGCCGGCAACUGGACGUGGACUUCCCCUGCCAGGCGACGGUGUCCGUCUCACAAGCAUUCAAUGUAGAGAAGGACAUGGAGGGACUGCUGAAACGACUGCUCCAGCAGCUCAGCAAUAAGAAAGGGGAUGAUAAGCAAACCAACCCGAUGGAUGUGGAAGGGCCAUCCAGCAGGAUCAUGAAGCUCCUCAAGGAGACGAGAAUCAUUGUGACAACUCGGAUAAAGGCAGUGGCUGCGGCCUCUAGUGUCGACUUUGUCCAUCAUAUGAAGCCCCUAUUAAAAGAAUCAUCUGAGAAAUUAUUUGUCAGAAGAGUGUUUAGCUCCGCAAAGAAGGGUGAUUGCCCCAAAGAACUUCAAGAAACCAUGGAUAUAAUUUUGAAAAAAUGUGGUGGCUUGCCGUUGGCCAUCGUUAGCAUCGCUAGCCUUCUGCCAAGCUCUACGUCAGCUGAGAGCAUAGAUAUGUGGAAACAAGUUUCUAGAUCAAUUAGUUCUCAUAUGGAAAGCAACCGUGCCCUCGAGGGGAUGAGGCAGUUGAUUACACUCAGCUAUGACUACCUACCUCAUUAUCUGAAGGCUUGCAUGAUGUAUGUGAGCAUUUUCCCGGAGGAUUAUAUGAUUGCCAAGGAUAGACUGCUAUACAGAUGGAUUGCUGAAGGUCUGGUCACUGAGAAACGGGGCUUGACUUUGUUGGAGGUUGCAGAAGAAUACUUCAACGAGUUGAUAAGUAGGAACAUGAUUCAACUAGACAAGUUUGUCAUGGUGUCCAAAUCCCAUGAGUCUAACUUUGUUAGCUUGGUAGGGCGUGAAUUUGGAGGGAAGACAGAUGGACAUGGCAAGGUCCGCCGCCUCUCCAUCCACGAUAAUGGCCAUGACGAGCAUCAUCAUUCAAGGCAUGGCAUUGAGGCGAUGAAGCUACAGCAUGUCCGGUCAUUGACCACAUUUCAGCGUGACGGUUUUGGCAAGCUACUGGAUCACCUAGGUGAGUUCAAAUUGCUGAGAGUACUUGACCUGGAAGAUUGCCAGGCCCUGAGAAACAAGCACAUGAGAGAUGUCUGCCGACUGUAUCUUCUCAAGUUCUUGAGCUUGAGGAAUACAAACGUCGCAAAGAUGCCUCGCAAAGUUGGCAAUCUAGAGCACUUGGAGACCCUUGAUGUAAAACACUCACACAUCUGGAAGUUGCCACGAACUGUGACAAAGCUAAGCAAACUAGAGCGCCUACGGUCCAACAGUGUCAUAAUCCAUGCAGAAGUCGAUGAUGGGUGUUUGACUAACCUUGCCUCCUCCUUGAGCAAGACAAGCAGCCUCCGGUUGCUAAAUGUGAAAUUCGGGAGGAGUAGUUGUUUGGAGUUUCUCCCUAUCUUCUCCAAGCCGCCGCCACUUCUCCAAUGCCUUGGUGUGUUUGACCGAGGCAUUAGCCAAUUGCCCGACUGGAUCUCAUCACUCACACACCUCACAAAGAUUGAAGUGGGAGAGGCAAAAGAACUUGAUGGUGACAAGUUAUUUAAUGUCUUGUGUAAGGUGCCCAAGCUUCACAGUGUUCGUCUGAAGGACAUUGACUGCAAAAACGGAAGAGAACUGGUUGCACGCGGCAAACACAGCUUCCCGGUGCUAAGGAUCCUGAAGGUGGUCGGAUUUUCCAGCAAGCUCGUGUUCGAGAGAGGAUCAAUGACAAAGCUGGAGACCCUUGUGUUGUUUUUUUAUAGCGAGAGGAUGAGCGUUGUUGGCCUCAAGAACUUGGAAAGCCUUAAAGAGGCCAAGCUCAGUGGUAGUAAAAGCAACCUGGAAAUGGAACGUGCGGUGGAGCAGCUCAGGACUCACCCCAAUCAGGUCAAACUUGUAGUGGAGUAUUGGGACUGAGGUGCGCAUCUUGGGGGCUGCUUCUCCUGUUCGUUUUCUACAGCCUUAAUUAGUGUAAUUUUCCUUUCAACUGCUUGUGUGUGUGUGUGUGUGUGUGUGUGUGUGUGUUCCCUAGCUAAAUUCUGUUUAGAGUUCAGACUCGAUCGAGCAUUUAUUUGUACUAUGGUUUUUCAUGUGUGUGAACUGGACUACUGAAGUGGCAAAUAAAACACCUUGUAUGUUGUAAGGUGAGCGUAAUUCUACAAGCAUGUCGUGCUAUUUCAUCUUUUUGUUGUUACCACUGUCUAAGCUUCAGCGGAAGCAUCCGUUUUGUCAGCGCUGAUGACAUGAGAAUUUGGGUGCUAACUUUAUUUCAGGAACUCACCUAGAGAUUUUCAUAACCUUUCAACUGAAGGGAAUUUUCAGAGAGAGAGAGAGAAGCUAAGAAAAAUUACCUACUA
Messenger RNA from Aegilops tauschii subsp. strangulata, 3011 nucleotides. Its product is annotated as disease resistance protein Pik-2-like. NCBI's taxonomy places the organism in Eukaryota, Viridiplantae, Streptophyta, Magnoliopsida, Poales, Poaceae. The record is from RefSeq and is a predicted model, not a curated record. Gene Ontology annotation, biological process: defense response to other organism. Gene Ontology annotation, molecular function: ADP binding.